AUGAACCCGCUCCAGAGCGCUGUUGUCUCUUCCCUUGGUUUCCCGCGCGUCUCGCGGUCUGCGUCGACCCGCUUUUUCCAUUCCUCUUCCGUCACGCGCGUGAACCUCGAGGCGGUCUGCGGCGUGGCGCGCCUGGCCCCGGAAGCCCGCCGAGCCUGCUGCGAAAUGAGUUGGGGUUGGAGAGCAAGCGACUCGCCGCCUCCGGAGCCCGACCCCCGCCGGGUGAGAAAGGCGCGAGAGGCUGGGCAGCCUCCGCCGUAUCCUCAGUCAGCAGAUGGCGCCUCCGCUCCAGCGUACGUACACCCGCCUGCGUGGCAGGGGCCUACGCGCUCCCACCACGUUCCCUACGCGUCUUCCUACGCUCCCGGAUAUCCCUCGCCGCCUUCGUCCGAGGCGUCUCCGUACUGGGAAGACCAUCAACGCAUGCAGACUGUGCAGCAUGCGCCCGGGAGAGACAGGCGCGACCGCGUCCGGCAGCUCGAGGGCGAGUGUCUAGACAGCCUGCAGUCGUCUCUGCGAGUGGUGGCGGAAACCAAUGAGGUCUCACAGCGCACCGCAGUUCAACUGGAUGCGCAGUCUGAGCAGCUCCGGGGCAUAAAAAACACGACGGAAGACAUUCACGCGGAUCUUCAGACUUCGGACUACUUGCUUAAAGGCAUGAAGACUUGGUGGGGUUCCUUCACGCAGCUGUUCACUUCGCCGCCCGCGCCGCGAUCCGCGGCUGGCGUCUCCAGCGCAGAGAGGAAGGCUGGCACGCGAAAAGGCGAGAACAGACCGGAGAGGGAACGCGAAGAAGCAGCCGCUCAGGAAGAAAGGAGACAGCAGAGACUCGUGCAAGCUCACCGAGCACGCACAAGCGACUUCGACGCUCGACUGGAAGGAGACCUCGAAAAGCUUUCUGUCAUGGUGGGCCCUGUCAACCCAGAGAAGGACGAGCACCAAAACGGGGGAGUCAGAAGUCUCCGCGUUUGCACGGGGACAGCAGGAUGGGGACUGGAAGAGCUCCACGGCCGGGCUGUUCAGAUGAACGGCGCGUUACAGGAGCAGAAUAGCUUGCUCGACGAGAUCAACCAGAACGUCGACGCGAACCAGCAGACUCUGGAGAGACAGCGGCAGACGAUGCAGAAGAUCAUAAAGAAAGGCUAG
This is a messenger RNA of Neospora caninum, 1146 nucleotides long. RefSeq names its product putative synaptosomal-associated protein 25. Gene Ontology annotation, molecular function: SNAP receptor activity. The coding region runs from base 1 to 1146 and encodes 381 amino acids. NCBI's taxonomy places the organism in Eukaryota, Apicomplexa, Conoidasida, Eucoccidiorida, Sarcocystidae. The transcript has 6 exons. The record is from RefSeq and is a predicted model, not a curated record. Gene Ontology annotation, cellular component: plasma membrane; SNARE complex.